AUGCAGAAUAGUAUGCUACCGGUGGAGAUCCUUGACAGGAUCGUCCAGUUUUCCUAUCAGCAAGAACUCCUGGUGCUCAGCCGCACGUCCAGACAGCUUCAGCCGCUCGCUGAAACCAGGAUCUAUGAGGCCGUCUUGCUUCGCGACAACAAUGCUGCAUUCCGCGCAUGCCAAGCUCUUGCUGCAAGAGACUUUGUCCGUUGCUCAUACGUGAAGCGUUUCUACUUCUGGCAAGACCAACGCUUCUGUCAACGCGGACCUAUGCCUGAGCCUUUCUGGCGGCUCAUCCAGACUGUGCUCACGAAGACAGUGAACCUAGAAAACUUGUACAUGUAUGACGACUCCUUCUCAAACACGUGGAUCUUCCAAGCCCAACUGCCUUUUCAGCUGACUGAAGCUUGGUUGAACUUCCGCUGGGACGACAAGCUCGUAACCUUUCUGGAACGGCAGGAUCGUCUAAAGGUCCUAUACUUAACUUCGGGGCCAUAUGACGAAGAGGUUUCUCAUCGUGCGCCGCAGUCUGGUAGCCUUCCUGCGCUCGAGACUGUGGAGGCACCCAUGCAUGUCACGUUCGACCUCCUGGCGUGCAGCACCCUACGCCUGUCCUUCAUGAUCGACGACGACAACGCGCUGCUCUUCUCCAACUUCCUUGAAGCGAUGGCGAGCACAAACAAGACACUCCGCAGCCUGCACGUCAUCGCCGUGCCCGAAUUCCUCGCGACGGACACCCUGCGUAUUCUCGGCUCGUCGACCCUGGCAACGACGCUGCGUCACCUCGGCGUGCUGUCGCUGCCCCUAGGAGAACAUGACACACAGCGCCACCAGCUACACCGAUCAUUGCUGAGCUUCUCGAGGCUCGAGACUCUGCAGGUGGAUGUCGCGCACUGGCAGAAUGGCGCAAUGAUGCCGCACGCCCACCGUCUGCUGGCGACGGAACUCCGAACGUAUUGUCCCACCCUUGUGCGGAUAGUCUUCUGGCAAGGCGUGAGCGAGACGGUCUGGCGCUUCGACGAAGACAACGGACAAUGGAAGGGCCAGCAGGUGCCCGGUCCACGCUACGCGCAGCGGGAACAUCUGUGGCGUGAUGUCUGA
This is a messenger RNA of Phanerochaete carnosa HHB-10118-sp, 1092 nucleotides long. RefSeq lists its product as uncharacterized. Lineage: Eukaryota; Fungi; Basidiomycota; Agaricomycetes; Polyporales; Phanerochaetaceae. The record is from RefSeq and is a predicted model, not a curated record. The transcript is spliced from 2 exons. Gene Ontology annotation, molecular function: protein binding. The coding region runs from base 1 to 1092 and encodes 363 amino acids.